AUGGUUUCUCAGGGGAUUCAACUCAUCGGCAUAUCAAUGGCUGUGAUUGGCUGGUUCCUGGUCAUCAUUGUGUGCGCUUUGCCCAUGUGGAAGGUCACAGCCUUCAUCGGAGCCAACAUUAUCACGGCUCAGACCAUAUGGCAGGGCAUGUGGAUGAACUGUGUGGUGCAGAGUACAGGCCAGAUGCAGUGCAAGGUAUAUGACUCCAUGCUGGCUCUACCCCAAGACCUGCAAGCUGCUCGGGCCAUGAUCAUCAUCUCCAUCCUGACUGGAAUAUUUGGGCUGGUCUUGUCAAUCGCUGGCGGGAAAUGCACUAACUGCAUCGAGGAGGAGAGGUCCAAGUCGAAGGCUUGCAUCGUGGCUGGAAUUUUGUUCAUCAUCUCUGGGUUGCUCUGUCUCAUUCCAGUCUCCUGGUCUGCAAACACCAUUAUCACCAACUUCUACAACCCACUGCUCGUCAAUGCCCAGAGACAAAACCUCUUCGCGAUGGGGAGGAUUGGCAAGGAAGUGGCAGGUCAGGUCAUCAGCUUCAUUGGCCUGGUUGGAGUGUCGGUGACAUGCGGGAUCCCCAUGUGGAGAGUGACCUCUUACAUCGGAGCCAACAUCGUAACAGGCCAGAUAGUGUGGGACGGUCUGUGGAUGAACUGUGUGAUGCAGAGCACUGGGCAGAUGCAAUGCAGUCUGAAUGACUCAGUAAUGAGGCUUUCCACUGAUCUGCAGGCUGCCCGAGCCCUGGUCAUCAUUUCUAUCAUCUUCGGCUUCAUCGGAUUCAUCAUCACCUUCAUUGGAGCCAAGUGCACCGGCUGCCUGGAUAAAGAUUCAUCUCAGGCCAAGGUAGUGAUAAUAGGUGGCUGUCUCAUCAUUGUUGCUGCCAUCCUGGUCCUGAUUCCUGUCUGCUGGUCUGCAGCCACCACCAUCUCAGACUUCAAUAGCCCAUUAACGAUCGAGACACAGAAGAGGGAACUUGGGGCCUCCAUUUACAUUGGCUGGGCCUCUGCUGCCAUUCUCCUGAUCGGUGGGAUCAUCUUUACCACUUCCUGCCCUCCUCAAAAACCCAUGUAUGGAUACCCAGGAUACCCACCAGCACCCGUGUACCCUUAUGCGGCACCAGUAAACCCAGCAACCUAUGCUCCUGUGUACAUGCCCCCAUCCAGCCGACCAUACUCAUCGACUGGGUCAUACGUGCCCACCAAACCAUACGCGGCACCAACCACAUACUCUCCAAGACAGUACCUCUAA
Messenger RNA from Scomber japonicus (chub mackerel), 1239 nucleotides. Its product is annotated as claudin-4-like. The record is from RefSeq and is a predicted model, not a curated record. Gene Ontology annotation, cellular component: bicellular tight junction; plasma membrane. The transcript is spliced from 2 exons. The coding region runs from base 1 to 1239 and encodes 412 amino acids. NCBI's taxonomy places the organism in Eukaryota, Metazoa, Chordata, Actinopteri, Scombriformes, Scombridae. Gene Ontology annotation, molecular function: structural molecule activity. Gene Ontology annotation, biological process: bicellular tight junction assembly; cell adhesion.